AUGGUGUUCAAAGCCGGCUCGUCCGCCAAUUCACUGCCGCGGGAGGACACCCCUCUGUUGUCCGGCGCCGGAAAGGCCCACCCCCUCUCGUCCCAGCCCAAGACAUUCGCCAACGUCUUCAUCUCCAUCGUCGGCGCCGGCGUCCUCGGCCUCCCGUACACUUUCAUGCGCACCGGCUGGCUGACCAGCCUCGUCACCGUCUUCCUCGUCGCCGCCCUCACCUACUACUGCAUGAUGCUCCUCAUCCACACCCGCCGCAAGCUCGAGGACUCCGCGGCCUGCGCCUUCCCAAAGAUCUCAUCUUUCGGAGAUCUGGGGUUCGCCGUCAGUGGGCCCAUCGGCAGGUUCGCCGUCGACGCCCUGAUCGUCCUCUCCCAAGCCGGGUUCUGCAUCGGCUACCUCAUUUUCAUCGGCAACACGCUUACCAGCCUUUUCAGCUCCUCCUCCGCCGCAAGCCCUACAGUUUUAGGGUUCUCUGCGAAGAGCAUAUACAUCUGGAGCUGUUUUCCUUUUCAACUGGGCUUAAAUUCGAUUCCUUCUCUCACUCUCUUAGCUCCCCUGAGUAUUUUUGCAGAUAUAGUGGACUUGGGCGCCAUGGGAGUUGUUAUGGUUGAAGAUAUCCUCAUAUUCACCCGGCAGUUACCGUUAGUUGAAGCUUUCGGCUCCGUUUCAACCUUUUUUUACGGGCUAGGUGUGGCCGUGUACUCGUUCGAGGGAGUUGGAAUGGCUUUACCCUUAGAAUCAGAGAUGAAAGACAGAUCAAAAUUCGGAAAGAUUCUAGCUUUAAGCAUGAUUUUCAUAGCUGCAAUGUAUGGUGCUUUCGGGGCCAUGGGUUACUUUGCGUUCGGAGAGAACACGAAGGAUAUCAUCACGGCAAACAUGGGAAAAGGGCUGUUGAGUACUUUAGUUCAGCUGGGCCUCUGUAUAAAUCUGUUCUUCACCUUCCCUUUGAUGAUGAAUCCUGUGUUUGAGGUGUUUGAGAGGAGAUUUUGGGAGGGAAAGUAUUGCCUGUGGUUGAGAUGGAUUCUUGUUUUGAUCGUGAGCCUUUUCGCAUUGUUUGUCCCGAAUUUCGCUGAUUUUUUGUCUUUGGUUGGUAGCAGCACUUGUUGUGUGCUGGGCUUUGUUUUGCCUGCAAUGUUCCAUUAUCUGACAUUCAAGGAUGAGAUGAGCUUCAGACGAGCUGGCAUUGAUGUAGGCAUAAUUGUGUUGGGUAUCGUUCUUGGUGUAUCGGGAACUUGGUAUUCCCUUCUAGAAAUUUUUUCUGUGAAGGUAUGA
Messenger RNA from Striga hermonthica, 1275 nucleotides. The record is from the annotation of a GenBank genome assembly. Lineage: Eukaryota; Viridiplantae; Streptophyta; Magnoliopsida; Lamiales; Orobanchaceae.